This is a messenger RNA of Neltuma alba, 1752 nucleotides long. Its product is annotated as serine carboxypeptidase-like 11. The transcript has 20 exons. Lineage: Eukaryota; Viridiplantae; Streptophyta; Magnoliopsida; Fabales; Fabaceae. Gene Ontology annotation, molecular function: serine-type carboxypeptidase activity; acyltransferase activity, transferring groups other than amino-acyl groups. Bases 1 to 1752 code for a protein of 583 amino acids. Gene Ontology annotation, biological process: secondary metabolic process; proteolysis. The record is from RefSeq and is a predicted model, not a curated record.
AUGGAUGUAUUUGUGUUCUAUCUGGCCAAAUAUUGGGCCAAUGAUGACAACGUUCGCAAGGCACUCCAUAUAAGGCAGGGAAACAUAGGGAAAUGGCGACGUUGUUUUGAUGGGAACUAUAAGUCUGAAAUCGUUAGCAGCUUUGAAUAUCAUUUAAAUCUCAGUGCAAAAGGCUUUCGCUCCUUAAUCUACAAUGGGGAUCAUGACCCAAUUAUAUCAUUCAUGGCGACUCAAGCACGGAUCAGAAAUUUAAACUACACAAUCUUGGAUGACUGGAGGCCAUGGCUCGUUCAAGGCCAAGUUGCUGGAUACACAAAGACUUACUCAAAUCAGAUGACAUUUGCGACUGUAAAGGGUGCAGGACAUAUAGCACCAGAGUACGAGUCUGAAGAAUGUUUUUCCAUGUUCUCUAGGUGGAAAUCUAAUAAGCCCUUGUAUCAGCUUACUGCAGCUUCUGGCUCCAAUACUGUACAUUACCUUCCUGGAUUCCAAGGGCCCCUUCCUUUUCAUCUCCAGACUGGGUAUGUGGGAGUGGGAGAGGAACAAUCAGAAGAUGAACAAGUGUUCUAUUACUUUGUUAAGUCACAGAAUAAUCCACACAGGGAUCCUCUUCUGCUUUGGCUAUCUGGUGGUCCUGCUUGCUCUUCUUUUUCUGGUCUUAUUUUUGAAAUAGGUCCAAUUGCUUUCAAAGUGGAAGAAUACAAGGGCAGUUUGCCUAAUUUGACCUUGAGGCCGCAUGCUUGGACAAAGGUAAGUAGUAUAAUUUUUGCAGACUUGCCCGUUGGCACUGGCUUCUCCUAUUCAAAAUCGUUAUCCUCUCCUCAACCCAGUGAUUGGAAAUUAAUUCAUCAAGCGCAUCGAUUUCUCAGAAAGUGGCUGAUUGAUCAUCCUGAAUUUCUCUCAAAUGAAGUGUAUAUUGGAGGUGAUUCUUACUCUGGGAUUCCUGUCCCUGUACUUGCUCAAGAAAUUUCAAAUGGAAACGAAGAAGGCAUCCAACCAUGGAUAAAUAUCCAGGGAUACGUGCUAGGGAACGCCUUGACGACAAAUACAGAAACUGAGAAUUAUAUGAUCCCAUUUCUGCAUGGAAUGGGAAUAAUCUCUGAUGAACUUUACACGUCAUUCUACGAUCAUUGUGUGGAAGACAAGAAAAAUGUUGUUUGCUCCAAAGUCAUCGAAUAUCUCAACAAGCUAAUUUUAGGACUUAAUCUCUACAACAUUUUGGACCCAAAAUGUGAGGCGCCACGAGAAGUUUCCAGAGAGAAGAUUCAGUUGUUUCCUCCUACUUCUAUGGAUCACACAUUGCCUCCAUUAAGUUGCAGGAAAUAUGUGUAUCAUCUGGCCAAAUAUUGGGCCAACGAUGAGAACGUUCAGAAGGCACUGCAUAUAAGAAAGGGAAGCAUAGGGAAAUGGCGACGUUGUUUUGAUGGGAAGUACAAGUCUGAAAUCGUUAACAGCUUUGAAUUUCAUUUAAAUGUCAGUGCAAAAGGCUUUCGUUCCUUAAUCUACAAUGGGGAUCAUGACCCGGUUAUAUCAUUCAUGGCGACUCAAGCAUGGAUCAGAAAUUUAAACUACACAAUUUUGGAUGACUGGAGGCCAUGGCUCGUUCAAGGCCAAGUUGCUGGAUACACGAGGACUUACUCAAAUCAGAUGACGUUUGCGACUGUAAAGGGUGCAGGACAUAUAGCACCAGAGUACAAGUCUGAAGAAUGUUUUGCCAUGUUCUCUAGGUGGAUAUCUGAUAAGCCCUUGUAG